GAUGACCGGGCUUGGAGACGGGAGUCUGGCUGGGCGGCCAGGGUGCCCAUUUCUCUGUCUGACCCCCCCAGAUCUGUGGGCAGUGUUGAUGGACCCAACUCGGCCCCCGGUACCGCGAACCCCAGGGGCACUACCGGGUGCUAGGACCGCGCGGGCCCCCAGCGUGGAGCCCAGGGUAUUCCUGAGACCUCGCCCUUCUUGUUGAUGAUUGGCUGCCGCGUCCUGGUGCUGGUUCCCAUUGGUGGAGGCAACCGCCGCUCUCCGGGAUUCUCCGCCGCCGGGCCGCCCCGCCCGGACCGCAAAGACCCGGCCUGCGGACUCCGCGGCCGCAAAGGAGGUCGCGAGCCUCACCGGGAGGACAGCGGCGCGCCGAACGAGCAGAGCGCGGCGCGGGUCCUGGGGCUCCCGACCGGGUCCCUCUGCGCCGGGCGGACGUCGCCACCGCUCGCGCCAUGGGCCCGGGGCCCCCGGUGGCCGGGGCGGGGGCGUCCCCUCGGCCGCUGUCGCUGGCAGCGCGACUGAGCUACGCCGUGGGCCACUUCCUCAACGACCUGUGCGCGUCCAUGUGGUUCACCUACCUGCUGCUCUACCUGCACUCGGUGCGCGCCUACAGCUCGCGCGGCGCCGGGCUGCUGCUGCUGCUGGGCCAGGUCGCCGACGGGCUGUGCACGCCGCUCGUGGGCUACGAGGCCGACCGCGCCGCCGGGGGGCGCUGCGCGCGCUACGGGCCACGCAAGGCCUGGCACCUGGCGGGUACCGUCUGCGUCCUGCUGUCCUUCCCCUUCAUCUUCAGCCCGUGCCUGGGCUGUGGGGCGUCCACCCCCGAGUGGGCCGCGCUGCUGUACUACGGGCCCUUCAUUGUGGUCUUCCAGUUCGGCUGGGCUGCCACCCAGAUCGCUCACCUCAGUCUCAUCCCGGAGCUGGUCACCAGUGACCACGAGAAGGUGGAGCUUACGGCGCUCAGGUAUGCUUUCACCGUGGUGGCCAACAUCGCAGUCUAUGGGGCCGCCUGGCUGCUUCUGCACCUGCAGGCCUCCUCCCACUCAGGGCCCACCGAGGACAUCGCCGUGGGUGACCAGCUGGGUGUCCAAGAUGUGCCCGUGUUCCGGAACCUGUCCCUGGCAGUGGUAGGAGUGGGAGCUGUUUUCUCCUUGCUCUUUCACCUGGGCACCCGUGAGCGGCACCGGCCGAGGCGGGUGGAGGAACCAGACGAGCAUAGUCCCCUGAUCUCCUCAGCUACUGGGCCCCUGCUGCUCUGGAAACAUUGGCUCCGGGAGCCAGCUUUCUAUCAGGUAGGCAUUUUAUACAUGACCACAAGGCUCAUUGUGAACCUGUCCCAGACCUACAUCGCCAUGUACCUCACCUACUCCUUGCACCUGCCCAAGAGGUUCAUUGCGACCAUCCCGUUGGUGAUGUACCUCAGUGGCUUCUUCUCCUCCUUCCUCAUGAAGCCCCUCAACAGGUCCAUCGGGAGGAACUUCACUUACUUCGCUGGGCUCCUGGUGGUCCUGGCCUUCGCCUCCUGGGUGACGCUGGCCGACAGGCUGGGCAUGGCAGUGUAUGCGGCAGCUGUGCUGCUAGGUGCGGGCUGCGCCACCAUCCUGGUCACCUCACUGGCCAUGACGGCCGACCUCAUCGGUUCCCACUCGCAAAGCGGAGCCUUCGUGUACGGUGCCAUGAGCUUCUCGGACAAGGUGGCCAACGGGCUGGCCGUCAUGGCUGUGCAGAGCCUGCACCCCUGCCCAGCUGUGCUGCAAGGCCUGCAUGGACUUCUACCACUGGGUCAUGGUGGCUGUUACGGGCGGCGUGGGUGUGGCCGCCACCCUGGCGCUCUGCAGCCUGCUGGUCUGGCCCAUCCGCCUUCGGAACCAGAACCGAGGCCGGCCAUGACCCAGUGGGCUCCGCAGCUGCACAGACGGAGGGACCAUGUGCCUGGAGCCCAGUGCUGGGCUUGGGGAUGGUCCCACUGGCCCCAGCUCUGGGGCUGCCCUCCGGGUGGGGUGGGCGGCCCUCUCUGGGGCAGGGCAGGGAGCGAGGUCCCGUGGGGGUGCAGGGCCCAGGGACAGCCUUGCCUGUGCCCUGGCUGGACUCAAGGCUGUGGGGCUGGGCCCGGCCACAUGGGCAGCGGGGCUGCCCGGGACUCCGAGGUCCCCACUGGGAGUAAAUAAAGAGGUGCCCACAGGGUGGGGACCCUACUCAGCUGCUCUGUGCCUGGGACUGGGUGGGGUCUGGGGAGUGAGGGCCACUGCCUGCCCAGCGUCUGCUGUCCUGGCUGUGGUCACCGGGGACUCCCUUGAUGCCCGCCCACCCCGUGGCCCUGCUCUCUCCAGAUCAGCCCUACGCAGCGUGGGGGUGCAGAAGCUGGAGGAAGAGGGGCGUUGGGCGGCUGGCAGGGACAGCACAGGCAGAGGCGGGUGGCGUGGACAGCAUGAGCUUUAUAAGAAGCUGUGGCCUGUGAGGACCCACGGGCGGUGGAGGGACAGUAGGGCUCCAGGUCCCAGUGCCGGGCGCUCUGGGUGGUGUAGCGUGGGCGCUGUGGCUGGGACAGGCCAGGCACAUAGUCGGACGCCUGCCAGGGCCGCUCCAUCCCGAACUGGUUCCUGUUGACCACUGCGGGGAAGGACCCGGUCACCGUGCAUCCCCGGCGUCCUGGCCCCUGCUGGGCAAGGGCUCCCUGCUCCCCCAACCCCUGCCUGUCCUGUUUGCCUUCCUCACCAAAUUCCUUGUCCCGGAUGGGCCUGUUCCUCCACGGCACACUCCCCCACUGAGUGCCGGGACUCAGGUACGGGGCGGGCAUGGUCGGGUCAUGCCAGGCUGUGUCCCAAAGGUGCUGGGUGUAGGCUGUGGGGUGGGAGAACGGGGCUUAGUGGCUUCGCCCCUCGCCAGGCUGGCUGGGGCUUGGUGGCAGGGUGGGCCGUGAACUCACCCAGGGGCAAGCGGUGCUCGCGGUGGCUGUAGCAUCCCUGCCAGCAGGCGUGGGCCUCGCGGCAGUGGCCAUCCAGGGUGCUCAGGCCCGUGUACCAUAGCUGGCCGGCUGCGUCAUGCCCCAUGGGCGUGUACUUCCACCGUGUUGCCUGCUUGAUGACCGGCGCCCAGCGGGGUCCCUCCAGGGACAGGUAGUCAUUGCUGGGGGCCAGGGACGGGCUGAAUGUGGCUGUCCCUGGGCCUCCUGGCCUCAGCUUGGGCAUCUCAAGAAUGGGCACAUUGGUCCCUUUGCAAAGUCCCACUUGGCCCUGAGCCCCCGGCUUGGGAUGCCUCUGGGGCUCCCUCUGCACAGGGCCCCUCUGCCCAGCAUCCCUGACCCUCAGGAACCUUUUGCCUUUAAGCUCCUCCUACCCAAGGAAGAGAGGGGGAGGGGAAGACGAAGGUGGUGGCCACUUCUGGAUACAUUUAAAAGUCUUUGUCUCGCCAUAUGUGGUGGCCCAUGCCUAUCAUCCCAGCAAUCCCAGAGGCUGAGGCAGGAGGAUCACAAGUUCACACCCAGCCUGGGCAACUUAGUGACUUAGGGAUACCCUGUCCCAAAAAAGACUGGGGAUGGAGCACAGUGUGAAGGCCCUGGGUCAACCUCAGUACCACAAAAACAAAACAAAACAGAAGUCCCUGUCUCUUCCGCCAGAUCUGCAGUUCCCUUCUUCCCAGAAACCCCUCUGAUCGAGGAGGUGUAGCAAGAGGAUGUGACUCAGCCUGGGGCUGAACAGGUGGCCCAGGGAGGACGAAAUCGUCUCAGAUCAAAUGUGAAAUGGUGUGACUGCCUGAAGAGUGCCACCCAGGUGGCCUCAGAGGCAGAAAGCCUCUUAGGCUGAGGGCCCCGGAGGCCUCCCCUGAAGCAGUGCCCACAGCAUGUGCAAAGGCCCUGAGGCAGUGCAUGCCAAGAGGAAGGGAACAGGAAAGACCAGAGCUGCCAUACUGAGGGGGGAAGUGGAAAGAUGCUCCUGAUGUGAAAAACCACACUUCAGUGGGGUUAUUCAGAUAACAGCUCGGCCCGUAAUCCCAGGUACUCAGGAGGCGGAGGCAGAAGGAUCAAAAGUAUGAGGCCAGCCCGGAUAAUUUAGUGAGCCGGUCUCCAAAAAAUGAAACCCUGAAAACUAAAACAGUGUUGGGGUGUGGCCGAGCGGUAGAGCGCAGACAUGCAGGAGACCCUGGAUUCCAACCUCAGAAAGGCAAAGUGAACAAAAA
This is a messenger RNA of Heterocephalus glaber (naked mole-rat), 4176 nucleotides long. RefSeq names its product major facilitator superfamily domain containing 12 (gene Mfsd12). NCBI's taxonomy places the organism in Eukaryota, Metazoa, Chordata, Mammalia, Rodentia, Bathyergidae. The record is from RefSeq and is a predicted model, not a curated record. Gene Ontology annotation, biological process: pigment metabolic process involved in pigmentation; regulation of melanin biosynthetic process; carbohydrate transport. Gene Ontology annotation, molecular function: symporter activity. Gene Ontology annotation, cellular component: plasma membrane.